AUGUUCUUUUGGGAGGUGAUAUCCGACGAGCAUGGAAUCGACCCGACGGGAACCUACCACGGCGACUCGGACCUGCAGCUGGAGCGCAUCAACGUCUACUACCACGAAGCCCAGGGAGGAAAGUACGUGCCCAGGGCCAUACUGGUGGAUCUCGAGCCCGGGACGAUGGACUCCGUCAGGUCUGGAGUCUUCGGGCAGUUAUUUCGUCCGGACAACUUCGUAUUCGGGCAGAGCGGAGCGGGCAACGACUCCGGCCCGUCCGCCUUCACGCCGCUUCUCGCGCACUCGAAAUCCUUUAGGCCUGAAUCAUCCGCCCCUGUCGACCGGAUUCGAUCCCCCUGCAAACUCCUCGUCUCAGCUUAUCUUAUCGAGCAUUUCAAGGCCUCGUAUCGGAACGGGCUGUUACCUGUCGUCUACGAGAAGCCAAGCGAGGGGAGACGUUGA
This is a messenger RNA of Darwinula stevensoni, 444 nucleotides long. NCBI's taxonomy places the organism in Eukaryota, Metazoa, Arthropoda, Ostracoda, Podocopida, Darwinulidae. The record is from the annotation of a GenBank genome assembly.